This is a messenger RNA of Phymastichus coffea, 5221 nucleotides long. RefSeq names its product insulin-degrading enzyme (gene Ide). Lineage: Eukaryota; Metazoa; Arthropoda; Insecta; Hymenoptera; Eulophidae. Gene Ontology annotation, cellular component: mitochondrion; cytosol. The transcript has 13 exons. Gene Ontology annotation, biological process: peptide catabolic process. The record is from RefSeq and is a predicted model, not a curated record. Bases 270 to 3323 code for a protein of 1017 amino acids. Gene Ontology annotation, molecular function: metalloendopeptidase activity; metal ion binding.
AACAUUACUUUAACUUUACACGGCUCAAUGUUUUUAUCCUUAAAACAGUGCACGUUUUAAAAGCAAGAUACCUUAUUGUUUGGUCUGUGCUCUACUUUUUUCCUUUUAAAUCGUUUAACACCUGUCCGAGUUUUUAUAACGUUGUGUGCGAAUAUUAUGUCUGGUUUACAUAAUAUGAUGCUUGAAUUAUAAAAAAAUAUAAUUAAUAAUAAGUUAUGAUUAUUUCAUGAAAGUUUUUUAAAAGACAAUACAAACUUUGAAGACUAACAAUGUCAUUGUUGCACCAAAGUACUGACCCUUCAAAGCGUGAUGACUGUACAACUGUAAAUAAAUCAACAGAUAUGGUUGCCUCAGCAGUUAAGCAUCAACCAAAGGAGCCAAUACGAUUCAAUAAUAUUAUCAAAUCAUACAAUGACAAAAGAAAUUACAGAGGAUUAAUUCUUCACAACAAAUUAAAAGUGCUACUGAUAAGUGAUCCAACUACAGAUAAGAGUGCUGCUUCUCUAGAUGUUAAUGUUGGUUACUUAAGUGAUCCAAAGGAGUUGCCAGGCUUAGCUCAUUUUUGUGAACAUAUGCUGUUUCUUGGUACAAAUAAAUAUCCAGAAACAAACGAUUAUAAUUCGUAUUUAUCUCAAAAUGGAGGUGCUGGUAAUGCUGCGACAUAUCUCGAUCACACAAAUUACUAUUUUGAUGUUAAUCCUGAUAGUUUGGAAGGUGCACUAGAUCGGUUUUCACAAUUCUUCAUAUGUCCUCUGUUCACGGAAUCAGUGACAGACAAAGAAAUCAAUGCUGUUCAUUCAGAGCAUGAAAAAAAUUUGCCAAAUGAUAUUUGGCGACUCGAUCAGCUAGAUAAAUCUUCAGCAGAUCCAAAUCAUCCGUACUCUAAAUUUGGAACAGGCAGUAAAGAGACACUAGUUAUUAUUCCUAAAGAAAAAAAUAUAAAUGUUAGAGAAGAGUUAUUUAAUUUUUAUAAUACCUGGUAUUCAGCAAAUAUCAUGUCACUAAGUGUCCUUGGCAAAGAAAAUUUGGAUGAACUAGAAAAAAUGAUUGUGCAAAUGUUCUCUGACAUAGAAAAUAAGAAUGUAGAAGCUCCAAAAUGGACUGAACAUCCAUUCAUGGAAGAGCAUUUUAAAAUGAAAUGGUCUAUAGUACCUGUGAAAGAUCUAAGAAAUCUCAAUAUUACUUUUCCCAUUCCAGAUCUUCAAGAGCACUUCCGAGCGGCGCCCGUGUACUAUUGGUCGCACUUAUUAGGUCACGAGGGAAAAGGUUCAUUACUGUCGGAAUUAAAGAAGAAGGGGUGGUGUAAUUCGUUGAUGACAGGCAAAAAAUCAUCCGCUCGCGGAUUUGAUUUUUAUAGUAUAAACGUAGAUUUGACCGAAGAAGGACUUUUGCACGUUGAUGAUAUCAUCACGAUGACUUUUCAGUAUAUCAACAUGCUCAAGAGGGAAGGACCUGUUCAAUGGAUUUUCAAAGAAUACAGUAACAUAGCAACAAUGAACUUCAGGUUUCGCGAGAAAUCCUCGCCAAGUAAUUACGUCGAUUCGACCGUGCAAUCUCUUCAACAGUAUCCCAUCGAAGAAGUUCUUAGCGCACCACGUCUGGUUAGCGAAUGGAGACCCGAUUUAAUAAACGACGUGAUGACUUAUCUUAAGCCUGAAAACAUCAGAGUACAUGUACUUGCAAAAGCUUUUGAAAAUGAAGCAGAUAGUGUUGAACCUUGGUACGGGACAAAAUAUAAGAAAGAAAAAAUACCCGACGAAUUGAUAGCUCGGUGGAGUAAUGCUGGUGAGAAUGAUGCUUUCCAUCUACCCGAGAAAAAUGAGUUCAUUCCAAGCAAGUUUGAUAUUAAACCACAUGACAAGGUGGAUAAAUUCCCUGUGAUUAUCGAAGACAAUCCACUCUUCAGAGUCUGGUUUAAGCAAGACGACGAGUUUCUUUAUCCCAAAGCUUCAAUGACCUUUGAUUUUGUUAGCCCUUUAGCGUAUAUAGAUCCAAUGAGUAGUAAUAUGACAUACAUGUUCGCUCAAUUAUUUAAAGACUCGUUGAACGAGUAUGCUUACAAUGCGGAUUUAGCUGGACUCAAGUGGGAAUUGAAUAACAGUAAAUAUGGUUUGAGCUUGCUCAUAGGAGGCUACGAUCAUAAAUUGGAUGUAUUGCUGGAAAAAAUUUUGGAUAGAAUGAUGAACUUCACUGUUAACGAAAAAAGAUUUGAUAUUCUGAAAGAGAAUUAUAUCCGAGGCUUAAAAAAUUUUGAAGCAGAACAACCGUAUCAGCACGCAGCUUACUACCUCGCAGUGCUUUUAUCAGAGCAAGUAUGGAUAAAAAACGAGCUCUUGAAUGCCUGCUCAAUGUUAACGGCGGAAAGAGUACAGCAAUUUAUUCCAAUGCUCAUGAGUAAAAUGCACAUCGAGUGUUUGAUCCACGGUAAUAUAACCAAAUCUGAAGCUUUGAAAACUAUAAAAAUGGUUGAGUCUAAGCUUACCUCGUCUGUCAAAGAUUUGACUCCUUUGUUGCCGAGACAAUUAGUCUUGUAUCGAGAGCUCGAACUGCCAAAUGGUUGCCACUUUUUGUACGAAGUCGAGAAUAAGCACCACAAAAGUUCCUGCACACAAAUUUACUACCAGACGGGAAUGCAAUCGACAGAGAGUAAUGUGUUGCUAGAACUGUUUACGCAAAUCAUUUCUGAACCCUGUUAUAAUAUUCUACGUACCAAGGAGCAACUUGGUUAUAUUGUCUUUAGCGGUGUUCGUAGACAGAAUAGUGUUCAAGGACUACGUGUUAUCGUACAGAGUAAUAAACAUCCGCAAUAUGUCGAGGAGAGAAUCAAUGCUUUCAUGGAGUCAAUGCAGGAGUAUAUUGAGAAUAUGAGCGAGGAAGACUUCAAUAUGCACAAAGAAUCAUUGGCAACGCAUCGGCUUGAGAAACCAAAAAUGAUGAGAGCACAGUCGGCAAUUUAUUGGGCUGAAAUUGCUAACCAGCAAUAUAACUUUGAUCGAGCUAAUAUUGAAGUAGCCCAUAUGCGAACGAUUACAAAGCAACAAAUACUUGAUUUCUUCAAGAAUGUAGUACAACUGAACUCGCCAGAACAGCACAAGCUUUGUAUCCACGUGGUGUCAACUGCCGAAGGUGGUGCUGGAACGCAAGAUAUUAGUUCAACAAGUGAAGACACACCCGAGGAGCAAUUGCAGAAACAUACAGUAGUUGAGGAACCGGUACGCAUUAAUGAUAUUCUUCAGUUCAAGACGAGCCAUCCACUUUAUCCACUUGUAAAACCUUUCAACAAUAUAUCGAGGAAAGGCACUCAACAACAAUCGAAACUGUGAUGAGCUGCAUUCUGCGCUAUUGAAACAAAGUUGAUUGUAAGCGAGUACAACGGUGCUUGAUCAAUUUUUUAAUUAAUGAAUGUUAUGGUGUUUUAUACAAUUUUCUUUUCAUUCGAACCGACGUUCAAAAUUCUGUAAUUCAUUGGUGCUAGUAUAAAAAUAUAAAACUACACGUGCCCAAAUAUUAAAAAAAACAAGGGAAAUUGAUGAUUAUAUUGAUGAAAUCGAAUACCAGUGAUAAAAUGAAUGAAUGAUCAUUUGUAGUCGAAUAUGAAUUUGUACCAUAAUUUUUAUUUAAAAUUUCCUGUAUUGAGUUUUUAAAUAUUUUACAAAAUUGAUUUAUGGAAUAACAGAAUCACUAUUAUAUUAAGAACGACAAGUAUCUUCGUCUUGAUUAAAAUAUGUAGAAAAUUUACGAGUUAAUGAAGUCUAACGAAAGUUAAUCAUUGUAUUCAAUCUAUUACAAUGCCGUAGGAACUUUCUAAAUAAGUAAAUUGCUAUAAUAUAACCAUUAUACUAUUAAUCAAAUGAAUUAAGUGAAAUUUCUAUAACUUAUAAUUUAUAUUCAAUGAACUUGGUACAAUUAUAUUUACAGGAUUUAUAAAAUUUUUGAAUACAUUAGCAAAAAACCUUUUUCUCAAAUAAGUUAUGAUCAUUUUUUUCAUUAACUAAACUAAAUUCCUAAUGGAUUACGUGUAUUUCAAUUGAAGAAACGUUAACCCGCAGUAAAAUGAAGAAUUAUAAAUAUUCGUACAUGCGUAAUAAACAAUAUAAUAGCGAAGCACAUAGCCUAAGACAGUUAUUUAUGGAAUGAUACAAUUGUAAAUAACACUCUAAUUUAAGCGAAUAUAGUACAAUAUAGUUAAAUACAUAAUCACUGUGCAAGUUAUCGCGCCAAAAAUUUGAUGCUUAAAUAUUUUUACAUCACACUACGAUCGUUACAUACAUAUGUUAUAUUAUUUGAAAACUUCAAUAAACUGGCAUAGAAAAUAUAAUCAUAUAAUAUUUUACUUAUUUUUACUUUUGUUGGAAUUGUAGGGAAUAAUUAUAGAUAGCUGUUGUGACUAAAUGUAUGAAAAAAUAUUUCUCGCGCUUUGUAGGAGAGUUUUAUCAUAGAACCGCCUGUGAUAUUCAUUAGACUUCUGCAGAAAGUUGACUGCGCUCAGGUUCGAGGACCAAACCUUAAGCCAAGUCAUAAGGCUUCAGUGGUCUUGGAGCUCGUAACCAACCCAACUUUUCACCUUCGUGCUUGGGUUGAACUUUUAAAGCGAUUUUAGCUUCCGAGCUUGUGAACUACUUACCUUCCAAAAAUCUACAAAUAUAUAAGUAUUUUAAAACGUCGGAUUUAUAACUUAUAAUCUACCAAAUUUUUUAAGUUUAUAUUUUAAGUUGAUCGAACUACGAUACUAGACUAUAAAUUAAAAUUGAAAUUAUGUAAGCCUACUUCGAAAAAAUGUUGAAAAACUGAAAUCUCGAAAAAAUUUAAGGUUCUAGUUGAGAAUGGGAUUAUUGCAUGCAGGCUCUUUUUAAAGCGAAUACAUGACACACUACAGACGUUCGCGCUUGCCGCUGUGACGGCACGUUUUUUGGUACCAGUCGAAUACAUAUCGAACAUAUAAUAUUCAAUCUCGAUACUUUUCCAAGUUUGAAAGGUACUUUUCCCAUAAUUGGUCGUUUGAUCUCCUUAGUAAGAGGCCACUACGGUAGAGCCACUUCAUUCAACGAUGUUACCGCGUUGCCAGCCGAAACGAAAAGUCGAAUAAUUUGACCAAACCAAUAAUUUUUAAUUCGUUUUAGAAUUUACGUCAAGUUUAUCUGUACGCGUUAAUUCUUAAUCUGUUCGUUCUACUACACAACUAGGUAACUUUUACAAACAUUCGAUCAAGGUUGUCAUAAGA